Molecule: messenger RNA, 4321 nt
Organism: Cataglyphis hispanica
Lineage: Eukaryota; Metazoa; Arthropoda; Insecta; Hymenoptera; Formicidae
Product: histone-lysine N-methyltransferase MECOM-like
Exons: 8
Coding region: 740-3916 (1058 amino acids)
Cellular component (GO): nucleus
Molecular function (GO): protein binding
Source: RefSeq, a predicted model, not a curated record
CGUCGUCGUCGUCGUCGUUGUCGUCGUCGUCGUCGUCGUCGGCGAUGCCGCGGUGGUAGUGUCGGCGGAUAGUGGUAGUGGUAGCGACAUGAAGAGGAGGCAGAAAGAGGGCGGAAGAGCAGGAGGUGUAACGACAGAGGUGGCGUAAGCGAGGAGAGAAUAAAGGGAGGAGGAGGAGGAGGAGGAGGAGGCAGAAGCGUCGACGGGGAGUUGGAUCGCCGUGAAAGAGAGGGAGAGAAGGAGUGAGGGGAUGGUGGAGAAGGAGGAGGAGACGCGAAGGACAGGAGAAGCCUCCUCCGCGCCGUGUCGGAGGACAGAUCCGACGCGCGUCAGGAUCCCAGCCGGACGGAGACCGAUCAACCUCCUCGCUCUCUUCACCGCCGUCGGAUAAGAGGAAGGAGAACACGCAGACUCCUCUCCCGUGUGUCUAUCCGUCGUUGGUUGGUGUCCGGGUAUAUACGCGUAUAUCCGGCAUGCGUUCCAUCUUCUCCGAGGGCCACCUCCGCGAGCCUGCGAUCUUCCCUCGAGGCGAUCGGCAGUCGAGAGUGUGAGAGGCGACAGCUCGCGCGCCCGCGACCACGAUCCAGGAUCGACGUUCCGGGGGCGGGAGGGGUGGACAGUGCGAGGUCCGAUCGACAGGAUAAUAAAUCGGUGCAUAAACUCGCAUGGCUCGGAGCAUCGUCAGCGACGUUCUUACAGUUAGUGUUUUGUUUUCGAGUUCGCCAGCCGUCGUGCAGCGAUGAGAUCCAAGCCGGUGGCGAGGAGACUGGCACAGGGAAGCAGCGACGAAGGCGAGGCGACGUCGGGAGCGACAGGCGGGGGUGGCAGCAACGAGAACGCAGAGAUGGAGGAGAACGAAUCGACUCGCACGAGCAGCAACAGCAGCAGCAACAACAAUCCCGUUUACAGAGACCCGAGAUCCCUUCAGGCCCCUGGCGGCGCGCACGAGGUGUCCCAGGAUUACAAUCAGCAAUCGAGGACCACCGCCUAUCAGCAACGCGGUUACUCGCCGGGGAUGGAAUUGCGGCAGCGCAAUUACGAGAAGGAGCAUCCGCCCUUGACCUCUUCCAAGGAGGAGGAGAGAAAAUCUUCCUGGGAUUACGGCGACAGGAACGCGCGGAAGGAAUACUCGAGAUCGCGGGAUUACAGCAACGAGUAUCAGGACACGAAGCAGGAGAUGAAGCAGGAGAUAAAGCAGGAGUCGAAGGAUCACUCGAGUCGCGAAUGGGUAUCGCCGAUCCCGGAGGUCGAGGUCGGCGGUUCGGCACCCGGUGGCCCGUGCGUUCGCGCACGCAAGGACAUCCCUCGCGGCGCGAGAUUCGGUCCGUACCUCGGCAAAUGGGCAGGCGAGCCUUUCAACCCCCGUUACGCGUGGGAGAUUUGCAUAGCGGGCAGCGGAGUGAGGGGCUGGUUGGACGCAUCUCACGAGACGAACAAUUGGCUGAAAUACAUUCGAAGUACUGCUAGUCCACACGCGGUAAACAUGCGCCACGUGCUCAUCGGCGGUCAGAUGGUGUACGAAACCAUUCGCGACAUCGCAACGGGCGAGGAGCUUCUUCUGGGUCUUCGGGAGCCGCUUCAGCUGCAGGACAUGCUGGGUGAGAAUACAGCCGAGGACAGAAGCGAUCGAGAGACUGCUUCGCAGCACAGCGGAACCGUCGACGAGGACAAGGAGGACGAGGAGGAGGGAGAGACGAGAUGCACCGUCUGCGACAAACCGUUCCAAGAUAUUGAACUAUUGGACAGUCACUUGGUGACUUGUCACAGAUACCCAGCGGAGCAGCACCGUUGCGACAGCUGUCCUCGUGCUUAUGCCUGGCGGCCGCUUCUGGUGCGGCAUCGCGCCAUUGUUCAUGGCGAUCUAAGGAACUAUCCCUGUGAGAAUUGUCCGAAGUCGAACAUCCGGCAGGUCUUCACGGACCCGUCCAAUCUACAGCGCCAUAUCAGAACGCAUCACGUGGGUGCCAGGAGCCACGCUUGCACGGAGUGCGGCAAGACCUUUGCGACCAGUUCCGGACUGAAGCAGCACACUCACAUCCACAGCAGCGUAAAGCCCUUCCAGUGCGAGGUCUGCUUCAAGUCGUACACGCAGUUCUCGAAUCUAUGUCGGCACAAGCGCAUGCACGCCGACUGCCGCAUGCAGAUCAAAUGCGUUAAAUGCGGACAGUCCUUCAGUACGGUAACGUCGUUAUCGAAGCACAAACGAUUUUGCGACUCCACGACUCCGACCGGUCCGCCCGGAGCUAUGCCGCAGUUACCGACACCAACGACUAAUCCCUUCCUGGUGUAUCCACGACCUCCCGUGAGCCUGCCAGGCGGUCUACCCUUCUAUCCACCUAGUCUGAUGGCUCCUUAUCCGGGAAUCUUUCCAAACGCUCCAAAUUUCCUGAAUACGCCUCUCCUCUUCCCACCAAAAAUCGAGGAAGCUGAGAAAAGGAGCGAGAGUCCUUUUCCCAAGAAGGAACGAUUUACUCCCCCGAGGGUACUGUCACAACACAAUAAGGUGUCUCCUUCUACGGCGGAGGAAGCCACUUCUACCUUCAGGCCGUCUCCGGCUAGACCUCCGGUUCAACCGACUCCAGAGAGCGACGACGAUCUGUCCAAGAGGAGAGAAGCCGCCAGAAACAACGAGCGAAAAACAAAAGCCGAGAGCGCGUCGAACGUCUCAAAGGAAGAGACGACGGAACAGCCUUUGGAUUUAAGGGUGCAGACCAGGAAGCAAGACGCCAGUUCGAGAGCUUCGAGCAGAAAGAGUUGCACACCAUCACCGGCAUCGAUGCCGAGGGAGGAGACACCCGUGUCGCCUGAUCCCCCGAAGCCGGAAGAGGACACCGCUGCUCCGACGCCCAUGGAAAUCGACUCCAAGGAAGUCCCCAAUAGUCCCCAACAAUUAAGGACCAGUCUGCCGACCGAACAACCGCCGACUAAUACGCCCCCACACAUGGCUUAUCCCAGACCGAUACAUCCGAUGUUCCUCGAGACAAUGUAUCGCGGUCCGACAGGGACCUUUCCGGGGUUUCCCGGUGCGCCCCCACCCCCCGGCGCGGGGGCCCCGGAGUCCAGACUGAUUCCCCCGCUGCCACCUUUCGGUCCACCGCGCGGGCUUCCUUUUUUAGGCUCGCUUAUGAACGGGCUCAGCGGCGCUAGGCCAGGAAGUGGCUUCGAUUUGCUCGCCCGGCCGCCGCUGAGCGCGUUCCCCGGAGUGAAACCAUUUCAGGAGGCCGUGAUAGCGCCCCAUCACCACCAUCAUCAUCAUCAUCAUCAUCACGUGCAUGGCAAGAUGAAGGAUCGUUACUCCUGUAAAUUCUGCGGUAAGGUGUUUCCCCGCUCGGCCAAUCUCACGAGGCAUCUGAGGACGCACACUGGCGAGCAGCCGUACAAGUGCAAGUAUUGCGAGCGAUCCUUCAGCAUCUCGAGCAAUCUGCAGCGACACGUUCGGAACAUUCACGACAAGCAACGGCCGUUCAAGUGUCCGCUCUGCGAGCGGUGCUUCGGCCAGCAGACCAAUCUGGACCGGCAUCUUAAGAAGCACGAGGCCGACGAUGGCAGCGGCGUGGUCUCGGUCGCCGACUCGCCCGGCAGUAGCAACGAGAACGAGCGGGAGGACACGUACUUCGACGAGAUUAGAUCCUUCAUGGGCAAGGUCACCUACGGCGGCGAGGGUGGCUACGGGUUGCCCCAUCAUCCGGCUUAUAUUCCCAGUCGGUUACGAGAGAUGAACGAGAAUAAGAUGGUCGAGUACGACGAGGAUGAGGAUAGCGAGGAGGGCGCGUCUCCAUUGGAGGAGACAGACGGAAUGUCGCCGAUCGAGGCUAAGGAGUCGCCGUCACCCUCGCUUCACGACCUGAAGCUUAGGGAGAAGCAGGAGCUGCUCAAUAACAACACCGCGGAGCCGGUGAUCGAGAUCUCGACAUAGCCCAGAGGUCGAAUCGGGUGAUUUGAGCCUCGAAGGACGGGGGAAGCUUGUUUUCCCUUAAUGUACAGAACCGUUUGCGAGUAACCGUACCGCCUCAGGACUGCCGAUCUUGACGGCGUUACUUCGAGAUAUAACGCCCCGCUAUAGCGCUGAAUUAUCCCACCUUAGAACGGUCCGCCGUACUUUGCACUUUCACGAGACAAACGUAUUUUCAAGUUACAUAAUCGGGUUAUUCACCGCUAUGACACCGUAAAUCUCCAUGAAAGACAGCCGACAGUGAUAAUUAUAAUUACGCGUUAGUACACUCAUUCCGGAGAAGUUUCCAAAGAAUAUAAUCACGAAGAAUUAAAACCUUCCACAGUUAUACUUAUAAAACACGUGCAUUAAAAAAAAAAAUGUAAAGAA